This is a messenger RNA of Tripterygium wilfordii, 2380 nucleotides long. Its product is annotated as decapping 5-like protein. The record is from RefSeq and is a predicted model, not a curated record. Gene Ontology annotation, biological process: P-body assembly; cytoplasmic stress granule assembly. Gene Ontology annotation, molecular function: mRNA binding. The coding region runs from base 182 to 1846 and encodes 554 amino acids. Gene Ontology annotation, cellular component: P-body. Lineage: Eukaryota; Viridiplantae; Streptophyta; Magnoliopsida; Celastrales; Celastraceae. The transcript is spliced from 7 exons.
GUCACGAUCAGAACCUGACUCACACAACACAAACGGGUUCGGAAAACGGGAAAAGAGAGAACCCUAAAGAGUUCAAGUAACCACAAAGCAUUCAAGAUUUCCUUCGUUUUCUUUCAUUUUCCUUCCGCGUUAUUGUCUGGUAGUGCUGUUAUUCAUCUUUGCCGUAUCGUCUUAGUGAUUAAUGGCGAGUAACAACGGGGUAACGGGCUCAUCGUCUUCGAGUUCCAAUGCCGGGGAUUCCUAUGUUGGAAGCCUCAUCAGCCUCAUUUCCAAGUACGAGAUUCGCUACGAGGGCAUUCUCUAUCACCUAAACGUACAAGAUUCAAUUGUUGGCCUCAACAACGUAAGAUCUUAUGGAACAGAGGGGAGAAAGAAAGAUGGCCCACAAAUUCCUCCAAGUGAUAAGGUGUAUGAAUACAUACUGUUUCGUGGAAGUGAUAUCAAGGAUUUACAAGUGAAGUCUGCCCCACCCGCUAAAGUGGAGGAGCAUAUUCUAAAUGAUCCUGCUAUCAUUCAGUCACACCAUGCUGGAGUGGCUUCAAGUUCUUCUCCGUCAGCUUCUGACAGCAGUAAUAGUUUGAUGGAUUCAAGAGAAUGGCAGGGUACCCCUGCUUUGUCAAGAAGAGCCUAUUCUGGUUCAUUGUCUUCAUGUCAAUCUGUAACUCAAGUGGGUGAAUCAAAUCUUCCCCACAAUACUAAAAAUGCUGCAUCAUCUGUUUCCACGCCAUUGUACUGGCAAGGGUACAAUGGGACAUCAAUCAGUAUUUCUCCUGCUCCACAGAACCCUAGUCAUCUUCCAUCCCCAUCCUCGCAAUCAUCUCCUCUGGGAAUGCAGAAUCAGAUGCAGGCUCUUGAUAUUAAUACUUCUCCCGUUGUUGGAUUGAUAAAUACUACAGAGUCUAUUACUCCUGUACCCUCUUCUAAUGCACCGAACUUGUCGUAUUUUAAUUUCCCACCACCUCUUGGUCCAGGACAGUGUUCUACUUCUUUGGACAUUGCAUAUUCGUCAUCCAUUAAGCCAUCUGUACCAUUGCAUGCGGCUUAUAUGACUGCUAGCAGACCAUCUAUGUCUUUAUUUCCUUCAUCGCCUCAAACCACAAAUGCUACUGAAGUGCAAGUUAACAGUAACAAUGGUUCUGAACCAAUAUUGGUGCAUCCUCCUUUGUCCAAUGCUUAUCCUGUGUCAUCUCUUGUUGGUUCUACUCACUCGCUUUUUCCACCUCCACCUUCGUUCAUUCUGGAUCAGUUUGCACUGUCUACAUCGAAUGUGUUGCCCUUGACACAGGAAAUGUCCCCUGAUCAAAAGGAUCUGGUUGGUCUGACAUCAAUAUCAUCUAGUUCCUCACCUGCAAUUUCUGCUCCCGCAUCUCAAGAGCCGUUAUUGCCACUACCAAUUUCUGCAAAUCAGCCUCAAGACACAGCCAUUGAGUAUGGUGAAGAGUUUGAUUUUGAAGCCAUGAACCAGAAAUUCAAAAAGGAUGAGGUUUGGGGUUAUAUUGGAAAGGCAAAGCAAAGGGAUAAAACACAGGGUGUGGAUGCAAAUUCAACUGAGCAGGACCUGGGGGAUCAGGAGGUACGUGGACGCUUGCCCUAUUGUGAGCCAAAGCCUGCAUACAAUAAGGAUGAGUUCUUUGACACGAUAUCCUGUAACUCACUUAACCGGAGAGCAUGGAACGGACAGAACCGUUUUUCUGAGCGAAUGAGGAUGGACACAGAGACGUUUGGCAACUUCCAACAAAGAUCUUAUCUGCAAUAUGGUGGCCGGGGCACCGGACGUGCAGGAAAUUACCAGGGACCACAGCACUGGGGAAGGGGAUAUGGCUAUGGUGGGAGAGGGCGGGGUUGAAAUGUGUUCUCUGAUGCUUGUUGGAUGUAAAUUGUGUUAAGAACCUGCUGUCUACUAUUAUGGUCCUGUCCUUUUCAUCUUGGUCUACCUCCUUUUGGUUUUUGAGUGGUCAAACUCAAGGUUAAUGAUGAGUUACCAGGGGAUGCUUAGUUGGAUGUACUGGAAUGAAGAUAAUGGCAAGUUCAUGUUCUUUUUCUCCCAUGAACUAACCUUUUGCAUUAACCAUUUGUCCUCAGUCUUAGUCAAAUUAGUGUGCGUAGAUGUGUUCAUGUGACAUUGCCAAUAGGUUCUCCAGGCAGAUGUCUAGUUAUCUAAUAUCCUUGUCUUUCUUUUUCUUAUCCUUCAUGGCUAUAUGCUGCUUGCCGGUCGGCCAAUUUUCUACCCCCAUAUGUUUCGGCUGCUCUGUAAAUUUUGGCCAGAUACAGAUCCAGACAUACUGCUAUGGGGAAGGAUGAUCAUGGGUUAAUUGAAGUACAACUUUUGGAACAUUGUGAUAGAUUUGCCUUUUCAUAGAAGACUGAACUUUGAAACAAA